GACGUUCCUGGAGCCUGGUGGUGGGGUGAGCCCGCGGUUUAGAGCAGACACAGAAAGUAGCUGAAGGCAGAGCUGCGUGGGCUCAUGAAUGGGGAUUUGGCAGCUGGAAAGAUGGCUUCCUCCCUCUGUCCCGAGGGCCCCAUGGACAGCCUGGAGCUGCUGGACCUUCUGUUCGACCGGCAGGAUGGCAUCCUGAGGCACGUGGAGCUGGGCGAGGACUGGGGCUGUGCUGAGGACCAGGCCCUGCCAGGCCCAGACGCUGAUGAUUUCCUCGACUCCAUUCUGGGCUCUGCAGACUCGCUGCCCAGCUCUCCCCGCUGGUCUCCCGCAGCCAGUGACAGUGGCAUCUCUGAGGACCUGCCCUCUGACCCCCAGGACACCCCUCCACGCAGUGGACCGGCUGCCACCCCAGUUGAUCACCAUGCCUCAGAGCCUUGCCCCUCCUACAGUCCUGGGACCUCCUGCCCUGCCAGGACCCCUGGGCCAGGGGCCCAAGUGCUCGAGGCCUCCGUGGCCAUAGAUCUAGAAAUGUGGAGACCGGGCCUGUACCCAGAGGAGCAAACCCAGCUACCAAACUCGCCCCCAGGCUGCAACCUCACAGUGAAAGAUCUCCUCCUCUCUGGCAGCUGCGGAGACCUGCAGCCGCAUCACCCCACAGCCCCUCACCUGUUGCGACCUGGGAUCGGGCAGAGUCAGGAACUGGUGUUGACAGAGGAUGAGAAGAAGCUGCUGGCCAAAGAAGGCAUCAUGCUGCCCACCCAGCUGCCCCUCACCAAGUAUGAGGAGCGAGUGCUGAAAAAAAUCCGCCGGAAAAUCCGGAACAAACAGUCUGCCCAAGAGAGUCGGAAAAAGAAGAAGGAAUAUAUUGAUGGCCUAGAAACUCGAAUGUCAGCCUGUACUGCUCAGAACCAGGAACUUCAGAGAAAGGUCUUACAGCUUGAGAAGCAGAACCUGUCCCUCUUGGAGCAGUUGAAGAAGCUGCAGGCCAUUGUGGUACAGUCCACCAACAAGUCGGCCCAAACGGGCACCUGCAUAGCUGUUCUGCUGCUCUCCUUCGCCCUCAUCGUCCUCCCCUCCAUCAGCCCCUUCACCCCCAACAAAGCGGAGAGCCCCGGAGAUUUCGCACCUGUGCGAGUUUUCUCCAGAACUUUGCACAACGACGCUGCAUCCCGUGUGGCCCCCGACAUCACGCCAGGCUCCGAUGCUCCAGGACCCCAGCUCAAGACUGGCACACCCCAAGAAGACCCUCCAGGAAGCCCUGGGGCAGACUGGGAAUCCCAAGACGUGCAAGCUAUGGACAACUCGACAGAGGAACUGGACAACUCGACCCUGGUCCAGGGCAACAUAAUGGAGCUGGACUGGGCCUCCCUGCUGGACUGGGCCACCUUGCUGGACUGGGCCUUGCCUAAACCAGUGUUCAGCCCAGGGCUUUUGGGUCUGGAGGCAGCAGGGGAGGAGUUGUGAGCACGACCCAGACAUGCCCCAGGCCCCUCUGCCCAGGACCACUUCAGUGCAUACUCAGUGGACAACAGGUGUGGGGACUGGAGGCAAGGUGGAGAUGCAGUGGACAUGCCAGGAUGGCCAUGCACAAAUUCACACUCUCCCGGGACCCAGACACCUGCAGAAACUGAUGCUCAAAAGCAAGGCCACAAAGCCUUAAGAAAUACACUGACCCAGCCGGCAGAGACAGGCAGGCGCAUGCAGACUGAGCCACAGACCCAAGCAACCACACUGGCACAGCAUGCCUCACCAGCUCCCUGCCCGGGACGCCUCCCUGCCCGGCCGGUCGCACUGGGAGGAGGAAGCAGCUAAGACCGCAGGGAUCCUGGCUCCAGAGAAUGAGCUGGGUUCCAAAUUCGGGGUGGCCACGGCCCAUGGCGAUUCCCUUUUCUAAAACUGCUGUUAAUCCUUAAUAAAAUAUU
Molecule: messenger RNA, 1922 nt
Organism: Talpa occidentalis (Iberian mole)
Lineage: Eukaryota; Metazoa; Chordata; Mammalia; Eulipotyphla; Talpidae
Gene: CREB3L3
Product: cAMP responsive element binding protein 3 like 3
Exons: 10
Coding region: 85-1464 (459 amino acids)
Biological process (GO): regulation of transcription by RNA polymerase II
Cellular component (GO): nucleus
Molecular function (GO): DNA-binding transcription factor activity, RNA polymerase II-specific; RNA polymerase II cis-regulatory region sequence-specific DNA binding
Source: RefSeq, a predicted model, not a curated record